ACCAAGCGCUCCUCCGUAGGUCCCACCCACGGCCGGAGGUGGGGGGGUGGGGGAUACGAUUUGGGGGUGUCCUGCACGGAGCAGGCCACCAGUGAACCACUGGGUCCAGAUAAAUGGGAGCGAGGGCCCGGUCCGCGGUGUUCAGUCUGCGUUGAGCCGCCUCGGGUUCGCCUCUUCCCCGAUGUCUGUGCGGUGGCUGCUGCCGCUGCUGCUGUGCGCUCUGCCCGCCGAGGCCGACUUCUUCCACCUGGACAGCAUCUGCAAUGUGUCCACCUACUAUUUUAACUACAUCUACUGCAACAUCUGGGAAGGGGAGUGUCAGCCCAACCAGGACGAUGCCACACAGCAAGUUCCCACCAGAGACGUGUGGGCAGGUCUGUCUCAGGACUACAUCAGCCUGCUGCAUCAGUGGUACUGUAGCCUGGGUCAGUGCUGUGAAUCCGGGGACUGCAGAAUAACCAAUAACAUCACAGGUCUGGCAAGGGACCUUCAGACAAAACUUCACGGGCAGCACCUGGCUCAGUCUGUGGUUCUCAAAGCCAUCCACGGCUUCAUCAACAACCCCGACUCCAACAAGCCGCUCACGCUCUCCUUUCACGGCUGGUCUGGCACGGGGAAGAACUUCGUGGCUCGAAUCAUCGCAGACAACCUCUACCGGGACGGGGUGAAGAGCGAGUGUGUCCGUCUGUUUAUUGCCCCAUUUCACUUUCCUCACGCCAGACUGGUGGACACGUACAAGGGCCAGCUGCGGGAGGCCAUCCGAGACAUGGUGUUACGUUGUCCUCAGACUCUCUUUAUCUUUGACGAGGCUGAAAAACUCCACCCGGGUCUCAUCGACGCCAUCAAACCGUACAUGGAUCACUAUGACAAUGUGGACGGGGUCAGCUACCGCAGAGCCGUCUUCCUCUUCCUGAGUAAUAUUGGAGGUGCAACAAUCAAUGACGUAGCACUGGACUUCUGGCACUCUGGUCAGAAUCGAGAAGAUAUUGGUAUGGAAGAUCUGGAGCAUCGACUACGAGCCGAGACUAUGGAGUCUCAGGGUGGAUUUGCUCAGAGUGAGCUGAUGGCUGGCCACCUCAUUGACUUCUUUGUUCCCUUCCUGCCUCUGGAGUACCGUCACGUCAAGCUCUGUGCACGCGAUGCAUACGCAGCUCGAGGUCUGGAGACAGAUGAAGCCACAUUGGAUGAAGUAGCCAAGGCAAUGCUGUAUGUUCCCAAAGAGGAGAGACUGUUCUCAGCCCAGGGAUGCAAGUCCAUACCACAGAGGAUCAACUUCUUUCUCCCCUAGAAGGAGAGACAGACAGGUAGAGAGAGACCCGGAGGAGGUGUAAGAUUGCUUUUCCAGCUUAACUGCACACAGAGCCACAGAGAAGGCGUAUCUUCUCUGCUCUGCUCUGCAUACGUCCCCCCUCCUACUCCUCGCAGAUACAGCAUGUGUCUGCCCAGGUCCCUCAGAGAAGGCCAGCCAGCAGAGCAGAUCCAGUACGAGAGGGGAGAGCAGUGUAAGCCACCCUAUGGGGGUCAGCAGCGUCGCAGCGGGUGUGUCUGUGACAGAGUCGCCAAUUUGAAGUGUGGCUGUUCUCCUACGCUGCCUGGUUUGAGUCCUCACAGUGAAGAAGAGGGUUUCUGUGCAGUUAUGCAAUAGAUGGACACAUGACUUAGCCACAUUCUUAGCACCUGUUCACCUCAUCCAAAGUCUGAGUUGCACUGUUUUUUAAAUAAGGUCAUCAUUCAUGUCUGUCCAUCAACAUCGUACUUCCAUAAGUACUUAUUAUUUAUUGAUAUCAUUUGUGCCAUAUAUGAACUUUAUACGGUGACAAAUUGUUUUGUGGAGUGGUUUGAAUUCACAGUUUUUGGUUUCGGCAUUACCUGAAAUGGCCAUUAAAGUGUUCUAUGUUGUGAACUGUAUGAAGUGUGUAAAAGAGCUAACACACAAAGGCCAGUAGUGACGGGAAUGACAAUUAAAGAUGUUACUGCAAAACGCGUGAAAGGCCUAGUUUCAAAGCAUUCAAUUCAUCUAUUAGACAUUUUUGUGUGACUGUAUUCAUGAUUCCUAAAUUAUUUUCAUUGUAGUUUUCAGCAACUUUCUGUGAAUAUUGUCAUUACUUAUUAUAAUGUAAAAUGGUUUAUUUGAUGGCAUGUUUUACCACUUUGCAUCAUUUUCACUUUGAUAUCAACUUUAUCAAAGAUGAGGAUCGCAACAUUGUAUACAUAUCACCAGUGAAAUACAUUUUGUCAGACUUUGUUUGAAGAAAUAAACACCCAGUGAGCCAGC
This is a messenger RNA of Salarias fasciatus (jewelled blenny), 2275 nucleotides long. RefSeq names its product torsin family 3, member A (gene tor3a). Gene Ontology annotation, cellular component: nuclear envelope; endoplasmic reticulum lumen. The transcript is spliced from 6 exons. The record is from RefSeq and is a predicted model, not a curated record. NCBI's taxonomy places the organism in Eukaryota, Metazoa, Chordata, Actinopteri, Blenniiformes, Blenniidae. The coding region runs from base 182 to 1288 and encodes 368 amino acids. Gene Ontology annotation, molecular function: ATP binding; ATP hydrolysis activity.